Messenger RNA from Drosophila obscura, 4975 nucleotides. RefSeq names its product ATP-binding cassette sub-family C member 4 (gene Cftr). The record is from RefSeq and is a predicted model, not a curated record. Gene Ontology annotation, biological process: transmembrane transport. Gene Ontology annotation, molecular function: ATP binding; ATP hydrolysis activity; ABC-type transporter activity. The coding region runs from base 285 to 4547 and encodes 1420 amino acids. The transcript is spliced from 8 exons. Lineage: Eukaryota; Metazoa; Arthropoda; Insecta; Diptera; Drosophilidae. Gene Ontology annotation, cellular component: membrane.
AGUGCACUGAGGCGGUUGUUGUGCGGCGGAUUUCUGUUCGUUUUCGUCCGUUGUGUCUAUCGUUACCGUUCCUUUCCCUCUUUUAUUUGUGGGUAAUUCUGCACGUGUCGUGUUGACGCCGCGACGACGGUUUCGACUGUUUCGAGUGCUACGCAAAUCACUCAGCCAGUGGAAAAUAAUUAAUGCUGGAGUAGUGUUUUUUUGAUUGUCGCCACCAGCACACACACACAGGUGGCAGCUCCAGACGCUGAAGCAGAAACACCAGAGCCGAGCCAUAUGAUAACAUGGAUAGCAGUCCAAAGCCGGAACGUAAAAAUCCGCGUCAGGGUGCAAAUAUCUUGUCACAUUUGAUAUUUGUAUGGGCGUUGCCAUUGCUCUACAGAGGAUCGCGUCGCGGCCUAAACACAGAUGAUCUAACAGAAUGCCUUGAAGAGGAUCAUUCCGAGCAGUUGGGCGAUCGUUUGGAGGAUGAGUGGUACAAGGAGGUGGAGCAUGCCCAUCGCAAAUCGAAGAAGCCACGUCUAAGGAAUGCCCUAUUCCGCUGCUUCCUAGGACCCACGAUCGUUAAUGGUCUCAUCUGCUUAAUUUACAUAGUGAUCAAAACCUUGAUACCCGCUGUUCUGGCACAGUUGUUGCUGCAGUUCCAAAAGCUGCCAACACCAGUCGCACCCGUUAGGGAAUUAUCCUUAACGGAGUCGCUGAAUAGAACAGCCCGCUCCAUUGGUCACCAUGUGCUGUCGCAGGCUGUGGCAGUUGCUAGCGGCGCAGGCAGCGAUGCUAAUUCGCCAAAUGCCCUGAGCAAGGGCGACGAUGCCACCAAGGAAUACGUGCAGCUGUCGUCUGGGGAGGCGGCACCCAGCAAUGCCAGCGUCUGGCGCAAUAGCUUCGAGGAGGCCACCGACUACAUUUGGAAUGAUGCCUAUAGCCUGGGCUAUGUGCUCGUGGGCUCCACGCUGUUCUGCUGCUUUCUGCUGCAUCAUGUGGAUCUGCGUCAGCGGCUGAUGGGCGCACGCAUGCGCAUUGCCUGCUGUUCGCUGAUCUACCGCAAGACGCUGCGACUCUCGAUGAAGACAGCGGGCCAGACGCCAGCCGGAUAUCUGAUUAAUCUUCUCUCAAAUGAUGUCAACCGACUGGACUAUGGCUUCAUUUUUGUGCACUGGAUCUGGAUAAUGCCCAUGCAGGCGGUGCUCACGUGCUACCUCAUCUGGCUGCGCAUUGGCAUACCCGCACUGGUCGGAGUGAUCGGACUGCUGCUGAAGACCAUACCCGUGCAGACGGCACUCAGCAAGCUGACGUCUGUGCUGCGGAUGCGGAUCGCCGAGCGCACCGAUGCUCGUGUGGGCAUCAUGAAUGAGCUGGUGCAGGGCAUACAGGUGAUUAAGAUGUAUGCCUGGGAGCGGCCCUUUCAGGCUGUCGUGGCCGAGGCCCGACGCAGCGAGAUCCAACAGAUCCGCUAUGCAUCGUACCUGCGUGGCUUCUACCUCAGCACCAUGGUGUUCACGGAGCGUUCCACAUUGUACAUCACCCUGGCGGCGGCUGCUCUCAUGGGCCAGCCCAUCACAGCGGAUUUUGUGUUCUCGGCGGCCAGCUACUACAACAUUCUGCAGCUGGUCGCUGCCAUCUGGUAUCCCCUGGCCAUCAGUUUUGGAGCUGAGGCCUUGGUCUCGCUGCGGCGCAUCCAGGACUAUCUGCAGCUGGAGGGGCGUGACGAGAAGACGCACGGACUGACGCACAAGCAGAAUCAGGAUGGUGGCGAUUCGCGUGCCGUCAUCCUCAAGGAUAUCAAUGCCAGUUGGGACAUUGAGAAGCCGCCGGCACAGCGCACCCUCCAGAGCAUCAAUCUGCAGAUCGAAAAGGGUCAGCUGUGCGCCGUUAUUGGCACCGUGGGCGCUGGCAAGAGCUCCCUGCUGCAGCUGCUGCUGGGCGAGCUGCCAAUCAUCGACGGGGGCGUGGUGAUCCAGGGCGAUCUGUCGUAUGCCGCCCAGGAGCCUUGGCUCUUCACCGGCACCGUCCGCAAGAAUAUUCUGUUCGGAGAGCAGUACGAGCGGAAGCGCUACCAGGAGGUCACGCGCUGCUGUGCCCUCACCACCGACUUCCAGCAGCUGAGCAACGGCGACAAGACGGUGGUGGGUGAGCGAGGCGCCUCGCUUUCGGGCGGUCAACGGGCGCGCAUCAGUUUGGCCCGUGCCGUCUACAAAUCCGCCUCCAUCUAUCUCCUGGAUGAUCCGCUGAGUGCCGUGGAUGCCCAUGUGGGGCGACAUCUGUUCGAUGAGGUGAUUGGACCACGUGGACGUCUGGCCCAACUGAAGGCCACCCGUGUCCUGGUCACGCAUCAAGUGCACUUUCUGUCCGAGGCCGAUGUGAUUGUAAUUGUCGAUCAGGGCCGUAUCCUAAGGAAGGGCACAUAUCAGGAGCUAAUCAACAGCGAACUGGACUUUGCCAAGCUGCUGGAGCGACCCAAAGAGGCGGAGGAGGAGACGGAGAACAGCAGCCGACUGAAUACAUCAUCGCCCACAAUCAGUGCACAUGAUCCGGAGGAUGAGGACGAUGAUAUACCCUACAUGGAUGGCGUGCGCGAUGGCUAUCAGCCGCUGAGGAAACAAAGCAACUCCACGCAUGGCAGCAAAUCGCUAAACAGCAGCGGUCAAACAGACUUGGAUCAGGAUGAUGAUGAUAUGGCUGAGGCCCAAGCGUCGGGCGGCAUCUCCCCGAAAGUCUGGUACGAGUAUUUCCAUGCGGGCAGCACCUGCCUCAGCUUCAGCUUCAUGGUGUUCGUCAUGCUGAUGUCCCAGGUGGUGUGCAGCAGUUCCGAUUUCUUCUCGAACAUCUGGACGCAGCAGGAGCAUCAGCGUACGCUCGGGGAGCCCACCAGCUUCACCACCUUCGAGUGCAUGUACAUCUAUGGUGGCUUAAUCAUCGCUGUGGUUAUCAUGACCACAUUCCGUGGCUUUCUGUUCUUCAAGACGUGCAUGCACGCCUCCAAGGUGCUGCACGAUCGCAUGUUUGGCUGCAUUUUGCAUGCCACAAUGCGCUUCUUUGACACGAAUCCAUCCGGCAGGAUACUGAAUCGCUUCUCCAAGGAUAUGGGCGCCAUUGAUGAGCUGCUGCCCAGGGCCAUGAUGGACUUUAUACAGAUUGCUCUGGUGAUGUUUGGCAUCCUAAUUGUCAUCUCUGUGGUGAAUCCGGUGCUGAUGGCGGCCAUGCUUGUGGUGGCCGUCAUUGAUAUGCUCAUACUGAAGCUGUAUCUGCGACCAUCGCAGGAUCUCAAGCGACUGGAGGGCAUCUGCCGGAGUCCUGUGUUCUCGCAUUUGAGUUCAUCGCUCUCGGGACUGGCCAUCAUACGCUCCCGCCAGCUGCAGGAUGUUGUGGCCAAGGAGUUUGAUCUGCUGCAGGAUGUGCACAGCAGCGUCUGGCAGCUGACAAUGGCGGUGAAUACGGCACUGGGUCUGUGGCUGGACUGUGUCAGUUGUGUCUUCCUCACGGUCGUCACAUUCAGCUUCAUCAUCAGCAAUGAAUCCACAUACAGCGGCAAUGUGGGCCUGGCCAUUUCCCAGGCCAUGAUACUCACGGGCAUGGUGCAGUAUGGCGUUCGGCAGGUGGCCGAGUCCCUGCAGCAGAUGACCAGCGUGGAGCGUGUGCUGCAGUACACCGAACUCGAGCAGGAGCCGGCGGUCACUGAGAAGGAGCCACCGGCACAGUGGCCCACCCAUGGCCAGGUGGAGCUGCGCAACAUGAGCUGUCGCUACGAUCCCAAUGGAUCGCCGGUGCUCAAGAAUCUCAGCCUCACCAUCGAACCGGGCUGGAAGGUGGGCAUUGUCGGCCGCACAGGUGCUGGUAAAUCGUCGCUGAUUGGAGCACUCUUCCGUUUGGCGCACAUCGAGGGCGGCAUCUAUAUCGAUGGCAUUGAGACGGGCAGCAUUUCGCUGGAGAUUCUGCGCACUCGCAUAUCGAUUAUACCCCAGGAUCCGGUGCUUUUCUCCGCCACAAUACGCUACAAUUUGGAUCCAUUUGAGCGCUACACGGACGCUGAGCUCUGGCAUGCCCUGGAGGAUGUGGAGCUGCGUGGCGCCAUUCCCGGACUGGACUACAUGGUCACGGAGCGGGGCAGCAACUUUAGCGUUGGCCAGCGACAGCUGCUGUGCCUGGCCAGGGCCAUAUUGCGGAAUAACAAGGUUCUGGUGCUGGACGAGGCCACGGCCAAUGUGGAUCCACAGACCGAUGGCCUGAUACAGCGCACCAUUCGCGUCAAGUUCCAGCAAUGCACCGUCCUCACGGUUGCCCAUCGACUGCACACUGUCAUGGAUUCGGAUCGCAUUAUUGUGAUGGACGCUGGCACAGCGGUGGAGUUCGAUGUGCCCCAUUUGCUGCUCAAAAAAUCGCGUGGCCAUCUACGACAAAUGGUCGAGGCCACGGGCAGUGAGUGCGAUGGCCUCAAGAAGGUGGCCAGCGAUACCUUUAAGCGUAUGCAGCGGCAACGAGAGACCGAAAGGGCUGCGGCGCAACACUCGUCGGAGGAGGAGGAGCCGGAGCAGGAGCGGCAGGAGUGAGUGAGAAUGGAUUGGGAGAGUGGAAGCUCCGGGAUUCGCAUUUACCGCCACAGCUGGCGCUGGCCUGGUGCUGUGUGUAGCACGUCGGAAACGAAACUGUACCAAAUUGAUUUUCUUCUUACAUAGCUACAUAUUUGUAUGUAAUAUAUAUAACAUGUUUCCAUGUACUUAGCUUUAGUUUAAGACUCGAUAACAAUUGUUUUGAAUACCGAAAAGUCUAGAUUGUGUGCUGCCUUAUAUGUAUUGUACUUAGAUAUUAUGUUAUAUCUCUCACAGGGAGAGUUUAAAGACCAGGGAAAGCCAGUGAAAUGUUCACAAACAAACAAAAAAUAUACACAACACAACACAUGACAUGCAUAAAUAUUCUACUCACAUAAUUCACUCAUUUAUGUAGUUUAGUUUUUCCAAAUGUACUUAUAAUAUAUAUA